AUGGACCGCAGCGACGGCGCUCCACAGUACAACGACAGCUACGAGCGCGAUGAUCGCGACGACCGCGAUGGACGUGAUGGACGUGAUGAGCGCGAUGCCAUGAUGCAGGACCGCGCGCGUUCGCGAUCGCCAGGCGCAGCAGACGCGCGUUCGUCCGGCCGCAACGGCGACUCGUACCGCGAGCGCUCCGACCGCUCCGACCGCUCCGACCGCCCACGCCACUACGGGGACCGCGCAGGCGCAUCGCAACACGCUGCACACGAAGCUUCCAGAAAGAGUCAGAAGGACUGCCGUGUCUAUGUGGGGAACCUCAGCUAUGGCGUCAAGUGGAACACGCUCAAGGAUUUCAUGAGGGAGGCGGGCAACGUGGUCUUUUCCGAGGUCCUCACGCUUCCCAACGGAAGCUCCAAAGGCUGCGGCAUCGUCGAGUACAGCUCGCCAGACGAGGCGCAAAAGGCCAUCAGCUCGCUCACCAACAAGACGCUCGAGGGCCGCCAGGUUUUUGUGCGCGAGGACCGCGAGGACCAAGUGCGCUACGGCACCAACCCAAGCACGCCUCGAGGCGCCGCACCCCGUGGCGGCUUUGGAGGUGCGGGAGUACGAGGCGGCUACGCGCCUCCCGGUCGAGGCGGUCCCUAUGGCGCGCCUCCUCCUCCCCCUUACGGCGGCGGCUUCGGCGCCGGUGCACCCACCCAGCUGUUCAUUGGCAACCUGCCGUACGAGACGAGCUGGCAGGACCUCAAGGAUCUCUUCCGCUCGGCGGGCAACGUGACGCGCGCCGACAUCAACAUGGGGCCCGACGGACGCUCCAAGGGCACGGGCAUUGUGGCGUUUGGCAACUCCAACGAUGCCUCGAACGCGAUCGCCAUGUACCACAACUAUGACUUCAAGGGUCGACAGCUCGAGGUGCGGCUCGACCGGUUUGCCGCCGGCCCGCCCAUGGAUCCGUACGGCCGGGGAGGCUACGGUGCUCCGCCGCCUCCACCGCGUGGUGGAUUUGCGGGAGCGUAUGGCGGACGUGGUGGAUACGGCGGUCGUGGAUACGGCGGUGGAUACGGCGACCCCUAUGGCGGAGGCUAUGGAGGUGACCCGUACGGAGGUGGAUACGGUGGAGGCUACGGCGGCGGAGGAUAUGGCGGUGGAUACGGUGGAGGCGACCGGUACGUUCCGGCCGCCCACGCGCCUCGAUCUGCGCCAGCGCCGCGCUCGUCUGGCCCGACACCGACGGCGCCGUCGCAGCAGAUCUUUGUCAAGAAUCUGCCGUGGUCGACGUCGAACGAGGAUCUGGUGGAGCUGUUCCAGACGACGGGCAAGGUGGACGAGGCGGAGAUCAUGUUUGAAGGCGGCCGGAGCAAGGGGUGCGGCGUGGUGCAGUUUGCGAGCGUUCAGGAUGCCGAGACGGCCAUCGCAAAGUUCAACAACUAUGUCUACGGCGGUCGGCCGCUCGAGAUCUACUUUAACCGGCGCUGGAACAAUCUGGGUGCGGCGAGCCACGGAGGCCAUGGCGAUGCCGAUGCGUCGGCGCACGAUGCACAGUCGGCUGGCGACGUACCUGACGCGCCCAUGCCGCUGCAGUAA
Molecule: messenger RNA, 1578 nt
Organism: Moesziomyces aphidis
Lineage: Eukaryota; Fungi; Basidiomycota; Ustilaginomycetes; Ustilaginales; Ustilaginaceae
Source: the annotation of a GenBank genome assembly